CGCGGGGCGGCGCGCAGCACUGAGGCGAGCGGCAGCAGCGGCGGCGGCCCACCCGCGACCGAGGCGGACCCGGGCUUAUCCGACAUUUUUCAGCAGCUCAAUGGCCUCCCAAAAGAAGAAACUUCAAGGUCUUGUUGCUGCAACCAUCACGCCAAUGACGGAGCAUGGAGAAAUCAACUUUUCAGUCAUUGGUCAGUACGUGGACUAUCUUGUGGAAGAACAGGGAGUGAAGAAUAUUUUUGUGAAUGGCACAACGGGAGAAGGCCUGUCCCUGAGCGUCUCAGAGCGACGCCAGGUCGCAGAGGAAUGGAUGACAAAAGGGCGGAACAAGCUUGAUCAGGUAGUAAUUCACGUAGGAGCACUGAGCUUGAAGGAGUCACAAGAACUGGCCCGACAUGCAGCAGAAAUAGGAGCCGAUGGCAUCGCUGUCAUUGCGCCUUUCUUUCUCAAGCCAUGGAACAAAGAUGUCUUGAUUAAUUUCCUAAAGGAGGUGGCUGCUGCGGCCCCAGCAUUGCCAUUUUAUUACUAUCACAUCCCUGCCUUGACAGGGGUAAAGAUUCGUGCUGAGGAAUUGCUGGAUGGGAUUCAGGAGAAGAUCCCCACCUUCCAAGGGCUGAAGUUCAGUGACACAGAUCUCUUAGACUUCGGGCAAUGUGUUGAUCAGAAUCGCGAGCGGCAGUUUGCUUUCCUUUUUGGGGUGGAUGAGCAACUACUGAGUGCUCUGGUGAUGGGAGCGACGGGAGCGGUGGGCAGUACCUAUAACUACCUGGGAAAAAAGACAAACCAGAUGUUGGAGGCUUUUGAACGAAAGGACUUCUCUUCAGCCCUGAACCAUCAGUUUUGCAUUCAGAGAUUUAUCAACUUUGUGCUCAAACUUGGUUUUGGAGUGUCGCAGACGAAAGCCAUCAUGACUCUGGUUUCUGGGAUUCCAAUGGGCCCACCCCGGCCUCCGCUGCAGAGAGCUUCCAGAGAGUUUAUUGAUGAAGCCAAAGCUAGGCUGGAGAGCCUGGAUUUCCUUUCUUCCACUGAUUUAAAGGAUAGAAACUUGGAAUCCUGUAGCUAAGGCCUUUCUAUCAAAUCAGAGUGUGUACCUUGAAUACUGCAUUCAUUUCUCAAGGGCUUUUUAAAUGAACUUGAACUAAACACUUUUCUAACAAAUGAAAUCUCACCUCAAUCGACAAGUAUUUAAGUACAUUCUAUGAUCCUAAAAUGUUUAAUUUUUGUGAAGGGGCAAAAACCCUAAAUGGGGUCAUGAACCCUAAGUCAUUCAAUAUUUCACAACAUUUUUGUGGAGAAAUUUCUGCUUAUAUGGAUGAAACGGAAUCAAGAGGAAAAUUAUAAGUGAUUCAUUCCACUUGCCUUUAGGAGCUCCCAUUAUCUUGAUUUCUGAUUCUUAAUCCUAUUUUAAAAUUUUCUAAUUUUAAACCCGUAUAAUGUACUUUCAUUUUAAUAAAUAUUCAUUUGGAAUCUAGGACAGCUCUGAGCUACUGCAUUUAGGCGGGUACACUUACUUUAAUACCAAAUUACAACAUGACUCAACUUUACACAACUAUUAACACACCAGCUCACUUUGCUGCUCAGUCUAACUCUAGACUAUCUGCUUUCAGAUUAACUGUGAUGUCACAGUUUUCCCCCCAAACAUUGGGUUAUGUGGAAACUUGCUUGACCACUAAAGGGCCCAUGAGAGUGCUUUUCACAGAACCAAGAAAAGGCCCUCCCCAAAGAUGAACUCAGGUCUCCACUUCUUGCUAUGCAGAGAACUUGUCACAGCUCAAAAUCUCAAAGAACCAAAGGUCUCUCCCCUGGGCACCACACACUUCCCCUUUCCCCAUUGAGAAGAAAGUGUCUCCCCAACAGGUCCCUGAAUUACUGGAAGUGAAGGCCAAUGUCUCUUCUACAGUUAGCCCAGGGGCCCCUGUUAUUUCUAGGUCAUACUUUCAAGCACAUUUCUUCAGUGAAGGAAGAUUUGAGGAGGACCCAAAGAUUUUAUUUCAGUCUAGCUUUCCUUACACACCUUCUUUACUCUUUCCUUUCUACGUACUAUAUCCCUGGCUGUUUAAUCUCUUUUCCAGCAAACCCUUGUGAGCGCUUCCUAGUAACAAAAUAUACUGCCAGUCAACCCUUGA
Molecule: messenger RNA, 2126 nt
Organism: Panthera uncia (snow leopard)
Lineage: Eukaryota; Metazoa; Chordata; Mammalia; Carnivora; Felidae
Product: N-acetylneuraminate lyase
Exons: 12
Coding region: 101-1063 (320 amino acids)
Biological process (GO): carbohydrate metabolic process; N-acetylneuraminate catabolic process
Molecular function (GO): 4-hydroxy-tetrahydrodipicolinate synthase activity; N-acetylneuraminate lyase activity
Source: RefSeq, a predicted model, not a curated record